Molecule: messenger RNA, 833 nt
Organism: Passer montanus (Eurasian tree sparrow)
Lineage: Eukaryota; Metazoa; Chordata; Aves; Passeriformes; Passeridae
Gene: LIN7B
Product: lin-7 homolog B, crumbs cell polarity complex component
Exons: 6
Coding region: 38-661 (207 amino acids)
Biological process (GO): protein localization to basolateral plasma membrane; maintenance of epithelial cell apical/basal polarity; neurotransmitter secretion
Cellular component (GO): cell-cell junction; synapse; basolateral plasma membrane
Molecular function (GO): L27 domain binding
Source: RefSeq, a predicted model, not a curated record
AAAGGGGCGUGGCCGGGGUGGGCGUGGCCGCGCGAAGAUGGCAGCGCUGAGCGGGGACGCGCUGGGGCUGGAGCGGGACGUGUCCCGGGCCGUGGAGCUGCUGGAGCGGCUCCAGCGCAGCGGGGAGCUGCCCCCCCAGAAGCUGCAGGCGCUGCAGAGGGUCCUGCAGAGCAAGUUCUGCUCCGCCAUCCGCGAGGUCUACGAGCAGCUCUACGACACCCUGGACAUCGCGGGGAGCCCCGAAAUCCGCGCCCACGCCACGGCCAAGGCCACGGUGGCGGCGUUCGCGGCCAGUGAGGGCCACGCCCACCCGCGGGUGGUGGAGCUGCCCAAGACCGAGGAGGGGCUGGGCUUCAACAUCAUGGGGGGCAAGGAGCAGAACUCGCCCAUCUACAUCUCGCGCGUCAUCCCCGGCGGCGUGGCCGACCGCCACGGGGGGCUCAAGCGGGGGGACCAGCUGCUCAGCGUCAACGGCGUGAGCGUGGAGGGGGAGCAGCACGAGCGCGCGGUGGAGCUGCUGAAGGCGGCGCAGGGCUCGGUGAAGCUCGUGGUGCGUUACACGCCGCGCGUGCUCGAGGAGAUGGAGGCGCGCUUCGAGAAGCUGCGCACGGCGCGGCGCCGGCAGCACAACAGCUACUCGUCGCUGGAAUCGAGGGGGUAGAACCCCCCGGGACCCCCCAAAGUCACCCGGGACCCCCCAGGAUCCUCUGGGACCCCCCAAAGUCACCUGGGACCCCCCCGGGACCCCUCAAAAUUCCCUGGGACCUCCUGGGAGCCCCCCGAGUCACCUGGGACCACCCUUGGACUUCCUGGGACCCCCCCUGGAAUCCCCC